This is a messenger RNA of Bursaphelenchus okinawaensis, 2903 nucleotides long. The record is from the annotation of a GenBank genome assembly. NCBI's taxonomy places the organism in Eukaryota, Metazoa, Nematoda, Chromadorea, Rhabditida, Aphelenchoididae.
AUGGGUAUAGCUGCAAGUGCAGGAAAAAACAACGAUGAAUUGGUUGAUAAUUUGGUCCAAGGGAAGUACAUCAGAUUCAGAUCAGUUGAACUGGCAAUGAGGUAAGAUAAUAUCGAAUUCUAGGGUAAUAAUAUCAGUUUAAUAUGCUAAAAAUACAUAAAUAUUGUAGAUUGGUGGACAGAGGAGAUUACUUUCCGGAAGAUGAGCGAGAAAAUGCUUAUAAAGACAUAGCUUGGAAGGAAAAUGACAGUUUCUCAGGACCUAUUCAUCUAUCAGCACCAUGUAUAUACGCGAACGCAUUGGAAUACCUUGACCUUCAGCCGGGUCUUUCUUUUUUAAAUGUUGGUUCUGGUAGUGGAUACUUCAGUACAGUAGCUGGAUUUUUAUUGAGUAAGUUGAGCUUCAUAUUAUAAAUAUUAUUUUAGCUGAAACUGGUAUCAAUCAUGGAGUAGAAGUGUACGAAAACAUGGUCGAAUAUGCAGAUACUCAUUUACAAAAAGCAUUGGGACGUCCAGCAGCGUCUGCAUUCAGCUUCGGUGCGCCUGUUUUCUUCCAUGGAUCAGCAUUUUUCACGAAGAACAAUAUCCAAUACGACAGAAUUUAUUGUGGAGCUCUUGUUCCUAAUCAGAGACGGUCUUUCUUUGCCAACAUGCUCAAGAUAAACGGGAUACUGGUGUGUCCUUAUGGGAACGAGGUACAGUUAUUGCUUUGAAGUUUGUAUUUUAGGUAUAAAGAUCUGUUAUUUAUAUUGACGUGUUUUAGCUGAUUCGCGUCAAACGUACGGGUCCAAGAUCUUUCGAAGUAUAUUCAGUCAGUCAGGUUUCUUUUUCUAACCUUAUUGCACCAGCUGAGACCCGUGAAUUCACCAAAACGUCAGUCGUUUUGCCACAUUUUGAGCCGAAAUCGUUGCAAGAAAUUUGUCGCUCAACUGUCAGAAAGGCAAUCAGAGACUAUAUUCACGACAAGCAUCCUCUAAAGCUACAUUUUGAAUGUGAUCCAGGAGCUAGAAGUAGUGGCCCGAGACGAGAUAACAAUGGUCUUGGAGCUGUGUUUCUGAUCGAUGGAGAUCAAGAUGAAGGUAGUGAUCAUGAAAGGGAAAAUGAAGCUGAGAGAGAGCCUGAAGACGUUGGAAAUGUCAACUUUGAUGAGAUGCACGAGAGGGUGAGACGGGAGAUGGAUGAGACGAUGGAGAUGUUCAGAGACAUCCAGAGAAGACAUGAGAAUAUCCGAAGAAGGAUGAACGACGAUCCACCUCUUCAAAGAAUAAUCGCUUUGGUACAAAAUGGUACGUUUUGUUUAUUAGUACUUUUAAGAAUAUUGUUUUACUACAGUUAAUUACAGUAUUGUCAAGCUACUAUUUUAGGUAACGAGAGAGACGAAAGAGUCAGAACAGAAAGAAACAACCGGCUGGCUGCAGUUGGUUUUGUGAUUGCUGAUUUGGAUGAAAAUGGUGAUGACCAUGAGGAUACAGACAGAAGACGGGUACCACCAGCACCACUUGGAUAUGCAUUCCAUGAUCAAGAGUUUGUAAGUUUCUCGUAUUUUUUAUUUUUAUAAUAUUGGUAUAGUUUUUUUAUUAUUGUUAAGGUUGCUUUUUUAAUUCCUUGUUUAAUACGAGGAAUCGUAUUUUACAAUUCACAUGAUAUCUUUAAUCUUAGCCAAGCGAGUACGAGAUUAUGCUGAAUGCUCCUGAAAUUGAUAACAUUGACAUGUCUCACAUUUUGCCAUCUUAUGCUAUGAGUCUGAUUACUCCUGCUUCAAAGCGUCGGAAGAGAAAGCCGAGUACAUCAUCAGGUAAACUAAGAGGCUUUUAUAUUUUAAUUUUUUGUUGAACUUACGGUACUAAACUUUUUUUUACUAACAUAAGGUAUAUUCAAUUGUUUUUAGUUCAUCGUCACAGAAGAGUGGAAGGCGGUGGCAAUGGUGGCAUCAGACUACACACAAUCACGUAUCGUGGAGGCAGAGAUCGCCACAGAAUCGAGCAUGUGGAACGUCUUAUUCACAGGUAAGCCUCUUUAUCUUUAUAUUAACUUGGUGUUCAGAUUACGCGAAACUACAGUACGCAGACAACGUGCCUUCCAAGCACGACACAACGAAAUCAGAAGACUGAGAUUGAGACUGAACAGAAGGAAUGAUGCGGCUACUGAAACCCCCAGAGAGAAUCACCAUGACGUGCAUGAUGAAGAUGAACCCACGUCUACUGCAAGGUUGGGGUUGAAUGCUGGUUCAACGAGUUCGCUGAAGUCGGAGAGAGACAAGGGGACCAAGCGAUCAGCUCCAGAUACCUUCAAUGAUUACGAUACGUGAGUUUUAGCUUGAUAGAUAAAAUAUUUUUUAAUUAUUAGAACAUUUUCUUCGAAACAUUUACAGUAGUUUUGUGAGUAGAAAUGUUUAAGAAGGUUCAUUUCCAGUAACGUCAAACGAAGCGCAUCCGAUGGCAAUAUCCAAGAAACGAGCACUCGUGAGGCACUGCGUAGUAGCUUCAGUAGCCCAACAUCAUCUACUGCUUCUGUCAGAGAAGAUCCAGUGGAAGAAGAAGCUACGAAUACGGAAAGGCCUGAGGCACAGACAUCGUCGCCGACAAGUUCAUCUUCUGAUGAUUUGUCUUCUGAUUCGAAUGAAAAUGAAAGUAGCGACAAUGUAGACAAAGAAGACGAGGAGGAUGUGAGUUGUUUGAUUUAUUAUAGUACUAGUGGGUUACUAUAACUUCAGUACCUUUUAUAAGUUUUUAAUUAUAUUAUAGUAAGAUUGUCGUAUUUUAGGAGAAACUGAACAAAGAACGUGAGAAGCGAGCUAACGAACAAAACCAGAGUCUGGAGACGUUUCACAAGCACUACCUCAAGUACCUGUCGGGUCUGCCAGUCCCCGAACGCCUUAUACGGUUCUUGAUGUUCGACGAAUAG